UUUAGUUCAAUCCGCGCGCCUUUCCCACUACAACAGAACCAUGCUCCGAUCGCACAAACUCGCCAAAGCGGCCAACAUCCCGCCCGCCGGCAAAACCAUGGAUGCCGUCGUCCAGAAACCGAUGUUCGCCAAAAUGGUGCAGAUCGCGAUGCGGGCGCCGACCAUGCGCCGGGCGGACGCGUUCGCCUUCCGGAAGUACAUGACGGACCAUGCGCCCUUCGUGGACGUUCCCGAGGUGGGCAAGUGCAACCGGAAGUCGGCGGAGGUCCGCCAGGUCGGCAAUCGGUUCUACCUGGAGAAGAACUUUGACGAGGCGCUCAAGAAGUACAACGAGAGCAUCUGCUACGCCGAGGCGGGAUCGGAACAUUUGGGCACCGGAUAUGCCAACAGGUCGGCCAUUUACUACGAGAUGCGCGAGUACGAGUUUGCGUUGGCCAACAUUGAACUGGCCAAGAAGCACAACUACCCGGAGAAGUUGAUGCCGAAGCUGUUGGCCAGGGAGGAGAAUUGCAAGAAGAAUCUCAAGAAUGGAGAAUCGAAAGGAACGGUUCCGAAUCCGCCGAUGGGCAUUAACGUGGAGGUCAAUCCGAAGAUUCCGUUCCUGGCGAAGGGAAUCAAGAUGGAGAGUUUGCCGGAGUUUGGACGGAGUAUGGUGGCCGAGAAGGACUUCCGGGCUGGCGACGUUAUUUUGAGUGAGAAGCCGCUGGCCGCGGCCAUCGAUUCUAGUUUGAGAUACGCGGAUUGCUCGUACUGCACGAUUGUCCACUUCAACAGCUUGAUUCCGUGUCCAGGCUGUGUGUCGUUCAUGUACUGCGACGAGAAAUGUCGCCAGGCGGACUGGAAAACGCACCGUUUUGAGUGUGGAGUCGCCGAGAAGUUGAUGUUUGUUUCGUACGGCAAUUUGUUCCUUGGACCGCGAAUGUUCUUCCACGGGCUGAGUCUCUUCAACGACGAUCUGAAGGCCAUGAUGGAGUUUUGCGAAUCGAACCCACGAACCGGUGGAAAGCCACUCGAGCUGGACUACACAAAUCUCGACCCGUUGGCGCAGUUCAAGGUUUUCCACCAAACAAAGUCCCCGACCAACAGCAGCGUCGACAACGUGUUCAACUAUUUCUCCGCCGGUUACUACUCGGUGUUCAUAGAACAUCCCCCCGUCAAGGCCCUGGUGAAGACCAAGCGCGAACAGGACUUUAUGCUCCAGUGCUUCCUCGAUUACAUGCGAACGGCCAGCUUCCUCGCGUUCGACAAGUGGGAAUGCUUCGCAACUCCGCUCGGCCUGAUCUCCUCCCUCUUCAACCAUUCCUGUGACCCCAACGCCUACGCCGUCAUCCACCCAACCGAGAUCAAAAUCGCCGUCCUCAGACCAAUCCGCCGCGGUGAACAGAUCUGCAUCUCGUACGGACCGGUUUGGUGGGAGCAGGCCGAGCUGAAGAUGGCCGACACGAUGCUGCUCGGGUUCGAGUGUCGGUGCGUCGUCUGUGACCCCGUCAAGAGGAAGCCGUGGCGUGCCGCCGGCCAGAAGCUACCGCCGGACGCGCUUCCCGAGUGGGGCGUCAUCGAGCUGUUGCUGAUGAAUCCGGGCGGGUGCGUGGACGCGGCCACGAUGCUGAACGCGAUCCGGAAAUAUGUGGAAAGUUACGCGUACGUGCACCCGCGGGACGAGUUCAAUUUGGCGCUGAAGGCGCACCAGCAGAACCUGCUGCGCUGUUUCAUGGCGGAGUUGGCGGCGCAGCAGCGGGCCACGGUCGUGAAGGGGUUGCUGUGAAUACGUUGGAGAAGGAAUUUGAAGGAAUACUGCGUUGAGUUGUGUUAUUUUUGCUUCUUUUCUUGAAAUAAAUUUGAGUUUUGUUGUUUCAUUCACUUA
This is a messenger RNA of Culex pipiens pallens (northern house mosquito), 1864 nucleotides long. RefSeq lists its product as uncharacterized. NCBI's taxonomy places the organism in Eukaryota, Metazoa, Arthropoda, Insecta, Diptera, Culicidae. The record is from RefSeq and is a predicted model, not a curated record. The transcript has 2 exons. Gene Ontology annotation, molecular function: protein binding. Bases 41 to 1765 code for a protein of 574 amino acids.